Messenger RNA from Oryza brachyantha (malo sina), 3678 nucleotides. RefSeq names its product disease resistance protein Pik-2-like. The coding region runs from base 1 to 3678 and encodes 1225 amino acids. The transcript is spliced from 5 exons. Gene Ontology annotation, molecular function: ADP binding. The record is from RefSeq and is a predicted model, not a curated record. Gene Ontology annotation, biological process: defense response to other organism. Lineage: Eukaryota; Viridiplantae; Streptophyta; Magnoliopsida; Poales; Poaceae.
AUGGAGUCGACGGUGCUGAGCCUUGGCAAGUCCGUGCUGAACGGCGCGGUGGGCUACGCGCAAUCAGCCGUCGCCGAGGAGGUGGCGCUGCAGCUGGGCAUCCAGCGCGACCACGUCUUCAUCCGGGACGAGCUGGAGAUGAUGCGCUCCUUCCUCAUGGCCGCCGAUGAGGAGCGAGACGAGCGCAGGGUGGCCAAGACCUGGGUGAAGCAGCUCCGCGACCUGGCCUACGACGUCGAGGACUGCCUCCAGGACAUGGCCGUCCGCUCGUCGCGGUGGCGCCACUGCAGCCCGCGCGCGCUGCUGGAGCGCCGCCGCGUGGCCGAGAAGAUGAAGGAGCUCCGAGCCAAGGUCGAGGAUGUCAGCCAGCGGAGUGUCCGCUACCGGCUCAUCGAUGCCUCCGCCUCCAAGGUCGCCGCCGACGCCGCAGUGCACCCCACCGUCGCCGGUGCAGGUGCAACGACCAUGUCUGAAACCGAAGAGACGAGGCGGCAGCAGGACAGAGCUAAAAUGGAACUCAUUCGACUGAUCAACGCCAGUGACGACAACCCUGGAGUGAUCGCAGUGUGGGGAUCAUCGAGUCCUAGUGCUCUCGAUUGCGAUGGAUCCAUUGUCCGAAGGGCAUACGAGGAUCUCAGGAUGAACAACAAGUUCGAGUGCUGUGCAUGGAUCAAACUGAUGAGUCCUUUCAACCAAUCAGAGUUUCUGUACGGCAUUAUCAGGCAAUUCUACGUGAAUUCUCUUCAACGAUCUGCGGAAGCAAAGCAAGUAGCAGCUGGUUUGGUGGACCAAAUUCCUCGCAAGAAGGGUGGAGAUGCGUUGGUUGAUGCAUUCAAGGGAUCUAUGAACGACAAGGGGUUCUUGAUUGUCGUGAUCACUAACAUAUCCACCGCGGAAGAGUGGGGUGAGAUGAAGAAAUGUCUCCCGAGCAAUGACACAAGGAGCCGAUUAGUAGUGUGCACAGAGCAUAUUGAAGUUGCAAGGUUGUGUGCACACAGGGAAGGAACACCUCCAGAGCUCAAGAAACUGUCUGAUGCUCCGGUUCUCUAUGCCUUCUAUGGAGCAGGCGGUUCUAGUGGCUUGAUACUUGCGGGGCCAAGUUCUAGCUCACAUCACACCACCACUAGUGGUAACAACUCCUCCAUGGAUAGUACAAAGCUCACCGAUGUCGAGACAAUGGUGGCAACAUUGGAGGAGUCUCAGCUCAUUGGUCGGGUGAAAGAAAAAUCUGACAUUAUGAAGCUAAUUACGAAUCAAGCUAGCCAUCAACGAUCUCAUGUGGUCUCCAUAUGGGGAAUGGGUGGCCUCGGAAAAACCACUCUGGUUCAAGACAUAUACCGAAGUCCAGAGAUUGGCAGAAUUUUUGAUAAGCGUGCUUGCAUCACGGUCAUGCGUCCUUUCAACUCUGGCAAACUCGUUGAGAGCAUAGCUAAGCAGUUUGGAGAUGAGAAUGAGAAAGACUUGGCCAAACUCUUAGAAGGCAGCAAGAGAUAUUUGGUCGUUCUGGAUGAUCUAUGGUCUACCAAAGAGUGGGAUGAUAUGAUGUUGUGCCUGCCCAGUCCCAGUACAGUAGCAAGAUGCAUCAUAGUUACCACGAGGGAAGAGAAUAUUGCUAUGCACUGUUCAGAGGAAAGAAACAUAUACAAGCUUAGCGGUCUCAAGCACGAUCAAGCACGUCAUCUCUUCACAAAGAAGGUGUUUAAGGAGAAAACGAAUUUGGAUGAACAAUAUCCUGAAUUAGUUGAACAAGCUAAUUUGAUCUUGAAGAAGUGUGAUGGGCUUCCCCUUGCAAUAGUUACGAUAGGUGGCUUCUUGGCAAGCCAACCAAAAACAGUUUCGAUAUGGAGGAAAUUGAAUGAGCAUAUUAGUGCUGACCUGGAGAUGAACCCAAAGCUUAAGAUGAUAAAAGCUAUCCUUGUUAGAAGCUUUGAUGGUUUACCCUAUCAUCUUAAGGCUUGUUUCUUGUAUUUGUCCAUCUUCCCUGAGGACCACAAGAUUAGUCGGAAACGUUUGAUGCAGCGGUGGGUUGCUGAGGGUUACACAUGGGAGGCUCAUGGCAAACCUGCAGAAGAAACAUCUCAUGACAUCUUUAAGGAGCUCAUAAGUAGGAGCAUGAUCUUACCAGCUCAACAAUCAAUUAGAAGAGGAGGUGAAAUUAUUGGCUAUUGCCAACUACACGAUCUAAUGCGCGAAAUCAGCAUCACAAAGUCAGUGGAAGAAAACCUUGUGUUUAGGCUAGAGGAAGGUUGCAGCUCAAGAUCACAGGGCACAACACGGCACCUUGCCAUCAGCAGUAACUGGAAGGGAGACAAACAUGACUUUGAGAGCAUGGUAGACCUACCCCGUGUAAGAUCAGUAACAGUGUUUGGGAGAUGGAAGCCAUUUUUCAUUUCUGAAAAGAUGAGGAUGUUGCGAGUUCUCGACUUGGAAGACACGACAGAUGUAGCCGCUCAUCACCUUGAACACAUUGGGAAGCUUAUUCACCUGAAGUACAUCUCUUUAAGGGGAUGUUUCAACAUUUGUCACUUGCCAGAUUCAUUGUGUGAGUUGAGGCAACUUGAGACACUGGACAUCAGAUGCACGAGAAUAGCGAUACUGCCAAAAACCAUCGUGAAGCUUCGGAAGUUAAAAUAUCUUCAUGCCAGUGUACCUAUCCCCGUGAGUAAGAAUAGUCCGUACCGGUGCAACAUGCCAUUGCUUUGUCGAGCUUGUUGUGUGCCUUGUUUAGAUGGACCCACCAUCAACAGGCAUGAUGCAUGCAACUAUAUUUGUUGCAUCCAGCCCCGUGUCAUCGUGAUGGACUUGGAUACUAGUUGCCCUACGCUGCCAAGAGGGAGCAGGAAACUAAAAGGCCUGCACUCACUCCGGCAUGUCCACCUCGCAUGGGGGAAUGUUGUUAUAAAGGAGAUAGAGAAGCUCACCCAGUUGCGCAAGUUAGGCGUGACGGGCAUCAACAGGAAGAACGGUCCGGCCUUCUGCUCGGCCAUUUCCAAGCUCGGUAGGCUGGAGUCACUGUCGGUGCUUGGAAGUUUGAAUCUAAGCCUGCGCGGAUGUUUGGAGUACAGAGGCACAUCGUCAACCUCCCCUUCUCCUCCGGAGAACCUACAGAGCCUCAGGCUCAUAGGACAACUGGGCAAACUGUCGCAGUGGAUCGGGAAGCUCCAAAAUCUGAUGAAGCUGAGACUAGAGGAGACCGCACUGGAGGAUGCCGAUGCCGCCAUCCAAGUCCUUGGGGCGCUGCCAAGCCUAGCCAUCCUGCGCCUGCAGGAUGGCUGGUUCAAGGGCGGGGUCCGCCUCAACUUCCGGCAGGAGGAGGCCACCGCAAUAUUGUUCCCGAGCCUCAGGGUGUUGGACCUCCAUUUCGUACCAGGAUCGAGAAGUGGCCUCCUCGAAUCAGUGCAGUUUGGAGGAGGCGCAACUCCCAAGCUUGAGCAGUUGCGGUUUACAUAUAAACCUGACUUAUGCGACAUUGGAUUGUUGUCGGGGCUAGAAGAGCUCCAAAGCCUCGAGGAAUUCAUGCUGAGCGGCACCUACAACAGCAGAAUGCACAAGGACAGAUUUGUGGAAGACGUGCAGAAGCAGCUUGCCAACCACCCAAACACAAUCAUGCGGGAUUUUUGCCGUCUGAAUGUUCUAGUUCAGUCACUCAAUCGUAUUACUGCUGCUUGCAGCAUUUAA